AUCCCAGAAAACCAAUAGAAAUCUAACCCCAUUCCACCGAAAACAUGAAAACCCUAGAUUUUUUUCCCCACAAUUUUCGUGUCUUUCUCGCUGAUUUUACCGUCUGAGAAUCACAACCCAUAUAUAUACAUACGCACAUAUAUAUAUAUAUAUAUAAUAUACAUACACACAUAUAUAUAUAUAUUGAUUCUCGUAAAAGGAAAGUCUGAUUUCUUUGUAUGGACUAAGAAGAAUCUCCACAGAUCUGAUUCUGAAAGUUGAAGACAAGUUGAACUUUGUCAAACAUAUUUGAUGGAUGAUGAUUGUACAGAUGGAUAAAAUGUCUGCUCCUUCAUCAUGGGAGCUUGCUCAACGUUUUUAUGAAAAGAAUGUUGAGUUGGAGAAUAGGCGCCGUAGGUCAGCCCAGGCUAGAGUUCCCUCAGAUCCAAAUGCCUGGCAGCAGAUGCGUGAGAACUAUGAAGCAAUAAUUCUUGAGGAUCAUACUUUUUCCGAACAGCACAAUAUUGAAUAUGCUUUAUGGCAGUUACAUUACCGGCGAAUUGAGGAAUUCAGAGCACACUUGAGUGCUGCCCUAGCUUCUGCUGGCUCGACAACGUCGCAGGGUGGAAAGGGCCCUGUUCGACCUGAUCGAAUUACCAAAAUACGCCUGCAAUUUAAAACGUUUCUUUCAGAAGCAACUGGAUUUUAUCAUGAUCUAAUUUUGAAAAUUAGAGCUAAAUAUGGGCUUCCUCUAGGUUACUUCUCUGAGGAUUCGGGGAAUCAAAUUGUUCUGGAGAAAGAUGGGAAGAGAUCUGCUGAGACGAAGAAGGGUUUGGUAUCCUGUCACCGUUGUUUGAUAUACCUGGGUGACCUUGCACGUUACAAAGGACUGUAUGGGGAAGGUGACUCCAAAAGUCGUGAUUAUGCCGCAGCUUCAAGUUACUACCUGCAAGCUGCAUGCCUUUGGCCAUCCAGUGGCAACCCCCAUCAUCAGCUUGCCAUACUGGCUACUUAUUCUGGUGAUGAAUUUGUCGCUGUUUACCGUUACUUUCGGAGUCUGGCAGUGGAAAAUCCCUUUUCAACUGCAAGGGAUAACUUGAUUGUUGCGUUUGAGAAGAAUCGUCAGAGUUACUCUCAGCUGCAUGGGGAUGCUAAAGCUUCUGCUACGAAUGGAUCAUCUGGACGGACGACUGCCAAAGGAAGAGGGAAAUCAGAAGCAAAACUUCGACCUAAGGAUGCCAACAUCGAUUCUCGUCUUGUAGGGGAAAAAGCAGUCAGUAACCAUGAGAUAUAUAAAGUGUUUUGCGUUCGAUUUGUUCGUCUAAAUGGCAUUCUUUUCACUCGCACAAGCUUGGAGACAUUUGCAGAAGUUCUUUUACUGGUUAGCAGUGCUCUGCAUGAGCUUCUUUCUUCUGGGCCAGAAGAGGAAUUGAAUUUCGGCACAGAUCCUGCUGAGAAUGGACUUACAAUAGUUAAGCUUAUUUCCAUCCUUAUAUUCACUGUUCAUAAUGUGAAUAGGGAGGCUGAAGGUCAGACCUAUGCAGAUAUCGUACAACGUACAGUUCUGCUUCAGAAUGCACUUGCUGCAGUUUUUGAGUUACUGGGACAAAUUCUGAGAAGAUGCAUUCAGUUGCGUGAUUCUUCUUCAAGUUGUCUCUUACCUGGUAUUAUGGUGUUUCUGGAAUGGUUGGCUUGUUGUCCUGAUGUUGCAGCGGGUGGUGACACAGACGAUAAACAAGCGACUGUUAGAUCAAAAUUUUGGAAUGACUGCAUAUCUUUUUUAAAUAAGCUCUUGUCAAAUGGGUUGGUCUCCAUAGAUGAUGAAGAUGAGACCUGCUUUUUUAAUAUGAGUCGGUAUGAAGAAGGGGAAACUGAAAACCGGCUUGCUUUGUGGGAGGACUUUGAGUUGAGAGGAUUCGUGCCCCUUCAACCUGCACAAACCAUUUUGGAUUUUUCAAGGAAACAUUCCUCUGGAGGCGAGGGCAAGAAGGAGCAAAGUGCUCGUGUCAAAAGGAUUUUAGCUGCAGGAAAGGCCCUAGCAAAUGUAGUUAGGGUUGACCAGAAAACAUUAUUUUUUGAUUUGAAGUUGAAAAAGUUUGUUAUCGGUGUUGAGCCUCAAACCUCAGAUGAUUUCAUGCUCACAUCCUUUUCAGGAAGUCCUGAAUCAGUUAGUAGGAUUCAAGACUUUCCAACUGAUCCAAUGAUGAAUUCAGGAGCUGUGCAGCCAAAGGUGCAGCUGUACAUGGAAGGGGAAGAUGAGGAUGAGGAGAUUGUUUUCAAGCCGACGGUCACUGAGAAGCGGAGUGAUGUGAUUGCUUCAAAAUUGACCCAUUACAAGGGCCCAGAGCCUGUCCAGGAUGCAUUUGCAGGUGAUUCUCAGUUUUUUGGUGGUUCUAUGUUAACUUCUCACAGUAAUCUUUGCCACCAAUCUGCUUUUUGUGCCAAUUCACAACAGUCCUUGUGUUCUGCGUCUGUUGCAAAUAUUGUCCCGCAGCAUCUGCAACCGAUUCAUUCACACUCCUCAAUGUGGUUUUUGGAUCAGCAAACUUCUCUUGCCAACGAGUCAAAAGAUUUCACCAUCUCUGAGAAUGGGUAUUCAAUGAAACCUGGGAUUCAGGAAGAUUUAGGCAUUUCACAGGCUCAUUCACUUUCACUUCUCCCCCAACAAUCUGCCAAUAUCUAUGCAAACGAUUCAUCUUGCAUUCAGGGAAAAGCUUCAGAAACUGUGAUACAGUCCAAUUUUGAUUUUAUUGCCUCUUCUGGAGUUGAUUUGGGUAGUUUGGCUGCAAAGACAUCAUCGGCUUUACCCGCAAAUUCGAGAAAGAGUGCAGUGACUCGACCUGUUAGGCACCGUGGACCACCCCCGGGUUUUAGCCAUGUUCCUCCUAAACAAGUUAGUGAGUCAUUUUCUGUCACAGAUUUGACUGGUGAGAAUCCAUUAAUGGAUGACUAUAGCUGGUUGGAUGGAUAUGAGUUGUCAUCAUCAAUGAAAGGCUUAGGGCUUAAUCAGUCCAUUCAUCAGCCAUCACGUUCAAGCCCCCAGUAUAUUAGCGAAGGCAAUGGGUCUGUGGAGACAAUUACCUUCCCAUUUCCUGGAAAACUAGUUCCAACUGUGCAGUUCCCAGUGGAAAAACAGCAAGGUUGGCAGGAUCACAAGCCUCUAGAACAUCUAAAUCCACACCAUGAUCAGCUACAGGAACAGCACAUCAUGAAAGGAAGCCAGCAGUUUAUUCCGCCAGAGAAGUACCAAGGACAGUCCAUCUGGGCAGGUCGAUAUUUCGUGUGAAUCAUUAUGAGAACGCCAUAUGGUCCUUGAGAUUGAUUAUGGAGGAUGUCAUGCAUCCUGAUGCCACCAUAUUCGUACUCCAACUUUGCGGCUUCAAUACUUUUAUUGUGUUUUUGUUGGAGCAUCACGAUGUUGGCUUAUUGCAGGCACUUGCUAGUUACCAAAAGCGUGAGCUUUCCAGCCCGGAGGAGGAGAGAUAGUGAAACAUCAUAUUGUGCGCGGUUUGUGAGAAAAUACUUCGUUGGCUACUCAGGCUUGUGCAUUUAGAAUGUGUCAAUAAAUUCACCAAUUGGUAUUGGGAUCUCUGUCCUGAGUUUGGUGGAACAAAGAUGGUGUACACACUAUUCUAUCAAAUUAUGAUAAGAGUAUAGCUGUCGGAUAUAAUGUGGCCAAUUCCUUCAACGCUGUUACCGUCGUCAUCAGCUGGGAGCUGAAAUUAUGUAAUGCCGCCUGACUCGUUUUCUGCUAGCUAUUACAUCAUCAACUGGAAAUUGAUAAUAGAUGAUGUUACCGGAUUGGUUUUAUGCCAGAAAGCUUCAGUGUUCAAUGUCUGGUUAAGGUCGCUACGGUUGAGUUUGUUUAUCAUGGGGUGAAUGGCUAUGUAUGAUGGUAAUGGGUAUGAGGAGUUGGUGUAUUUAGUUAAAUUUUAGAGUCUGAUAUGUAUGGUCAUUGCGUAUGCAUUAACGACUUUUGGAUGCAUGGUUAUGCUUUAGCAGGUAUAAUGACUGUUAUACACAAUAGUGUGCCUUUUCUGGGUUGAAUAAUAAAAUAAAUACCUAUGUUGGAUAUA
Messenger RNA from Cornus florida, 4055 nucleotides. Its product is annotated as nonsense-mediated mRNA decay factor SMG7. Gene Ontology annotation, molecular function: telomerase RNA binding; telomeric repeat DNA binding; protein binding. NCBI's taxonomy places the organism in Eukaryota, Viridiplantae, Streptophyta, Magnoliopsida, Cornales, Cornaceae. The record is from RefSeq and is a predicted model, not a curated record. Bases 296 to 3265 code for a protein of 989 amino acids. Gene Ontology annotation, biological process: nuclear-transcribed mRNA catabolic process, nonsense-mediated decay. The transcript is spliced from 8 exons. Gene Ontology annotation, cellular component: telomerase holoenzyme complex.